Prorocentrum cordatum is the source of this 617-nucleotide messenger RNA. Lineage: Eukaryota; Dinophyceae; Prorocentrales; Prorocentraceae. The record is from the annotation of a GenBank genome assembly.
GUGCUGAUCAGCCCUAGGCCGAAGAUCGACGGGUGGGAGUGCGCAAUCCGCCACGGCACGAGGCAAGUGUGGACGAAAUUCUCAAACGCCAGAGCCCCCGUCUCAGACACCCUGAUCGGGACGGUGCAGCACGCCAACAAGCUCAUGCAGAAGAUGAUCAAAGCUCAUGAUGUGCCCAAAGAUGCAGAUGAGGGCGCCAGUUCGGACGAUCCUCCCGAGGGGAAGGACAAGAAGUCCAAGGGCGGCAAAUCUGGCGGCAAGGGGAAAAAGAAGUCCAAGGGCGGCAAGUCUGGCGGCAAGGGCAAGAAGGCAAAAGGUGGCAAGGCCGAGGGCGAGAAGGAGAACAAGAAGGAGAGCGAUGACGACGAUGCCCCCGGGAACGACAAGGAAAUUGAGAAGGACGAGGGCCCAGAGAGCGUCAAUGAGAAUGAUAAGAAGGACGAGCUCUCGAGCUGGAGGACUUCGACGCAGCUGGAGGACUUCGACACGCAGCUGGAGGACUUCGACGAGGAGGCGGCUGCGGCUGCGGCGGCGCCUGUGGAGGCGGCUGCGGCGGCGCCUGUGGCUGCGGCGCCGGACGAGCCUGCGGCGCCGGACGAGCCUGCGGCAGCGGGCGA